Malania oleifera is the source of this 1571-nucleotide messenger RNA. RefSeq lists its product as uncharacterized. Lineage: Eukaryota; Viridiplantae; Streptophyta; Magnoliopsida; Santalales; Ximeniaceae. The transcript has 7 exons. The record is from RefSeq and is a predicted model, not a curated record. The coding region runs from base 506 to 1132 and encodes 208 amino acids.
GUGGAUUUCUUUGUUGUUGGGAAGAGGAGAGGAGAUGGUGGGUGUCACGUGCGAUAGGAGCGGAGAUGCCAGAAGCCUCCGGCGUUGAAGCAACGAGGUCUGUUGGAGGGAAGCUCAUCUGACCCUCCAUUUCAUAUCCUACGGUCCAUAUUUAUCUGCAAUUUUCUCCAACAAAUGUCUCUGAAAUAAAUAAAUGGGAUGAGAGCAGUAAGGAGACCAACCAAAUAGGGUGAACGCAGGAGCAGCAGCACAAGAGAGGAAACCACUGCGAGAGAGAGAGAGAGAGAGAGAGACUGAGGAUUUUGAUUUUUCAAGCCUCAUAUAGAACUGACCCAGCAAGAAAUUUUGAGCGAUUUGACCUUGGGUUUUCUCUUAUUUUCUCAAGAAAUUGGUUUGGGAGGAAAAGGUCUUCAUCCUCAUCUCAGUGUAAUGGAGUUUCCUCCUUGGUGAUUUGGGAGUGCUUCUUUGGGAUUUGCUGAUUCUGGUAUAGAUCUCGAGAGAAGUGAUGGAUAAGAGUCAAAGAGGGGGUAGCAAAGCAACCGAACCGGAUUUCCUGUUACAGUGGGGGAACAGAAAGAGGCCUCGAUGCAUGAAGGUCAAAGACGAAGGCGUCGCGAACAAAUCAGACGGGGUUAUCAGGAAGAAAAUCACAUCUCGCGUCGAUAGACGCGUCGUCACCGCCGAGAAAGUUCCUUCUCCUCAACCUCAUCGCGUAAACAGGAAUUCUGAAGCGGGGAUGAAUCGGACGAGUGGUAGCGAGAACCGGAAGUCGUCGUCGCCGGAGAAGGAAGAUCGGUACUACACGACGAGAGGGUCGGUGGGAGUGGAUGAGAACGGUGGGAAGGUGUUGGUGGAUGGAGGAGAGGACAGAGGACUUGUUUGGCCGAAGCUGUUCAUAUCCUUGUCUAGCAAGGAGAAGGAGGAAGAUUUUAUGGCCAUGAAAGGGUGUAAACUCCCUCAGAGGCCUAAGAAAAGAGCCAAACUCAUCCAAAGGAGCUUGCUUUUGGUAAGUCCGGGAGCAUGGCUAUCGGAUCUGUGCCAAGAGAGGUAUGAAGUGAGGGAGAAGAAGGCUUCCAAGAAGAGACCCAGAGGAUUGAAGGCAAUGGGAAGCAUGGAAAGCGAUUCGGAGUAGCGAGGAGAGAAAGAGGACAUGGGAGGGGGGCAGCCGAGAAGAAGAUUCCUACUUCUACUUUUUCUGUUUGGGUAAAGAGGAGAACUUGUGCUGAUUCAAGGUUCCAGGUCAUGAUGGUCUGAUGAUGAUGGCGGCGAGGGUGGUUGUCUUCGCUACAACUUCCAAAUCUUCUGUUUGGCGUUUACUAAUUGAAUUCCACCACUUGGGUUUAUAUUGUUUGAACUCAUUUUUAGGGAUUUUUCUUUUCUGUUUUUUCAUUUGGGAACUCCUUUUGUUUCAAUUUUUGGGAAUUGGUCUAACUAAUUUUUCGGGUGGGAAAAAAAAAAAGAAAGGAUUUUGGCACUAGCGUAGUACUUUUUUGUUUUGAUACUGCUCCAACUUUUUCUCCAAGUAAAAAUGGUGAGACUUAUUCACGCGUCGCUUUUUCUCGACGUGAAAA